This is a messenger RNA of Dioszegia hungarica, 3303 nucleotides long. Its product is annotated as secretory pathway protein Sec39-domain-containing protein. Lineage: Eukaryota; Fungi; Basidiomycota; Tremellomycetes; Tremellales; Bulleribasidiaceae. Gene Ontology annotation, biological process: retrograde vesicle-mediated transport, Golgi to endoplasmic reticulum. Gene Ontology annotation, cellular component: Dsl1/NZR complex; endoplasmic reticulum membrane. Bases 1 to 3303 code for a protein of 1100 amino acids. The transcript is spliced from 6 exons. Gene Ontology annotation, molecular function: SNARE binding. The record is from RefSeq and is a predicted model, not a curated record.
AUGGCAGAAGCCGUUGAUCCAGCAGCUGGCCUGCUGGACGUACCGCUCGAUGACAAGUCAGCCGCUCUCGUCGAAGAGCCGGUAGAAGAACCUGAACCCACCCUAUCCCUCGACGAUCUCCUCUCCGCCCCGGUCAACACCUUGACCAUCGGCCAGGUCUCCGCUACCCUAUCAAAUCAGCCUAUAGCAGACACACCGGCUCUAUGUCUUCGCCUUUUGGGGGGAGACACCGAGGAUCUCGCCCUAGCGAAAGAGAUUCUCCAUCUGGGGCUGGCAAGGGCGGUGGGCGAUUAUAAGGGUUUUGAGGCGUCCCUCGGUAUACCGGGCGGCGGAGAGCUGCAUAGGGGCAAAGUGGAAGCUGCUUGGGGAAAUUUUGGGUCGGAGGAGCAGGAUAGGGUGAGGCGAUACGCGGAGUUGAGCGCGAUGGAACGGAGAGUUGCCGCGUGGGAAAUACUGCAGGGCGGAGUAAUGAAGCAAGAUUUGGGGGAAGACGCGUCCUCUGAAGGGAAGGCUGCUGAGGGAGAUGAGGCGAUGGAGCUGGAUGAUCCCUGGGCGGAGGCAGAAGCGGAAGACAUUGAGAUCGACGACCCGUGGAACGAUGCCGCAUCGGACAAGGCGUCCGCGAAGGGCUCGGUGGUGCCGGUCCCUACACCCCUACCCGCCCCACGCUCUCAGCCGGAUGAUGAGCUCCCUAUCCCUCUCUACGUCUUUCUACGCCAACCACUCCUACAAUCUGCCGUCGACUUCGCUGCGGCCGCUUACCUCUCCGGUCUUCGAGUCCUCCUGGAACAAUUCGCCGAUCUCGUCGGUCCGGUCAGGCUCUCUCUGGCGCAAGCGUGCCCUGAUUGGGUGACGCCUAAGGAGCUGGACGAGGCAGGCCUGCUCCCUCGGGUGGAUGCGGGCGGGAAGGAGGUGCUGCCACCGACUGGCCAUGCGGAGAACACGGCUCCUCUGCUCGCUCAGCUAUACGAGAUGCUCGGUGUCGAGCCGUCUAGCCACCCGGAGCUACCGACAGCAAUCGCUACCACAGUGGAAGAGCUGCAAGACUGGUACUCUGCCCACAUCCUCUCGCUCGAUAUGUCGGGACAGGUCGACCUGCAGCUGAGCUGGGUGCAGCACGCCGAGGAAUGCUGCGUACCCGGUCUGGACGAGCUGGGGGAAGACCUCUCCCUCCUCUCUCGGCUAGUAUACGAGUCCGCGCUCUCUCCUGAGCAACACGAGAGAUGGUCGCUGGAGGCAUGGCGUGCCUCCACCCCAUCCACCAUAAUCGGCGCAUUCCUCUCCAGGUCCUCCCCUACCUCUAUCGUCGCCGACCUCAAAUCCCGAGUCCUACCCUACCUCUACGUCCUCGAGUCUCGGGCAGAACGGUCCGGAUCGCCCGAUCCCAACCUCAUCGAGCGGUACCUAUGCGAAACUAUCCUCUCCCUCCCCCUCUCGAUCUCCCUCCCCAUCUUUGAGGCGUCCAAGGCGACCCUCGGAAAGUCCGACCGGAUCAUCAAGGAUGAUCUGAACGUCGCCCGGCUGGCCUUGGCAUGCCUGUACGGCUCGGACCAGCGGGACGUCUGGGGCGUCAUGUCCUCCAUAUUCGAGUGUCUACCGGUUUGGGAGCUAUCCGGCCGGGACCCCCAAGACGACGCGGAACUGACAUCCACAACACUGGAAUCCAUCGCGGCGUUUAUCCGACCUACUGCCAGCCAGCCCGUCCCACCCAAAGCCGCCGACCUCAUGAUGUUCUUCCAGCCACUCCCGUUCGCUUCGCUCUCACGCGCCCUCGAUAUCCUGGAUGUCCACCUCGAGUCUGGCGAGAUUCUUGCGAGAUGGGACGUCCCUGUCCAGCUCCGAUUCUUGCUCCAGUCGAGCAGGGACGCAAAGGAGCAGGUGGAGCUUGCGGAGAGGAUGACUCGUCUGGGCGGAGCAAGUGGUGGCGAGGAGGCGAAAUGGGCGAGGUUGUGGGAUGAUAUGCUGAGACUGAAUGGGUCGGGAGACCAGCUGUUGAGAGGGGCGUUUGGAAUGGUGGAUGGGGGUGAGUUGAUGAGGGUGUAUCUGGGAGGAUUGUUGAGGUCUGGCAAAUUGGAUAUGGCGCGAAAGACGGUCCGACGGCUCGAGUCGGAACAUAGCUUGAAACCAGAAACGCUGGAGGCUGUCGUUCUUGCCACCAGUCGAGAGCUGUAUGAAGGCGCUGAGAAUGGGAACAUCCACACUGGCGAUAUGAAGACAGCAUACGACUGCUUAUCCAUCGCCCAGCCUACUCCCGCAAUCCAGACGGAACGAUCCUUCAUCGAAGCCACAUCCCGCCUAUCGACCUUCUCCCUCCCUUCGCUCUCACCCCACGGCGGUUCCCUUUCACCCCAGGAGAUCCGACAUACCAAACAUCGCCUCGACCUCAUUUCUUCCGUCCUCGCUCACUCGGCCGAUGCGUUUAGGCACGAGCAGAUGCUUCUCGAUCUAGCGGCCAAGCUGGGCGUGGGGAACCGCAUCGAGAAGGGCCGAGUAUGGGGAAUGAUGGCGGGCGUCGCGGCCGAGCGGGGCGAGUGGGAGAUCGGGGACGAGUACACUGCUAAAGCUGCCGAGGUGGUCCGCGAGGCUCGGGGCGGCCCCGGUGGCGGAGGUGGUGGCGCUGGGGGACGAGGAAGAAAGAAGGCGUCUGACCCCGAAGCGGAGAACAGUCAGAUGGCGCGACUGCGCCAAGAUGUCUGGCGGACUUCAUUGGUCAUUGGAAGCGCGGACGACUACUCGGAUAUUCCGCGCAAGAUGGAUCUACUGGGUCUGGCGGUGGAGCUGUGUCCGCCCGAUGAGGUCGAGAGGGUCUUGACCUCCUGGCGCCGCGUAGAGGACGGGCGGAUCAAGCUCGAUACGGCCGCGAAGAGACGGAGGGUGGAGGGUAUUCCGGGCGGACAGGACCAGAGGGGACAUGCGCGGGGAACCUCGGCUUCCUCUGAGGAGCGGGUGCUUGGAUCUCGAACGGCCGCGCGUGCGGCCAAGAUGGCUUUUGAUAUUGGCGGUCGAUUGGGAUCGCGCAUACCGCCUAUCCCGUUGCAGUUGCCUAAUCUCCCUCGGUCGGCCAGUCCCUCCACUGCGGGCUAUUCGCUUUCGCGCACCACGACGAGGGAGAAUGCGGGAUCGUCAAGUGCGAGAAGUACGAGUGCGGAGAGGAGGGAUGACGGCACCCUGGCGGGGCGAGUGAGCGGGGAGGACGCACAGCCAUUGGGAAUGGAAGACGUGGAGCGGGUUCGAAGGGGCGCGAGACGAGCUUUGAGGCAAGGGGUGGGAUGGUUGCUGGGUGCGGAGGAGGGCGAGAUGUAG